AUUAGAAACGGAGUCAAAGAAGAAAUAUCCGGUGGGAUACGAUUUGCCAAUAAUAAGAGUCCACUGUGAGUUUUUGGAGAUUCGGUCACCUAGCUAAUUGGGCCGUCACUGGAAAUUACCAAACCACGACUAAAGCAUAUCAUGUAAAUUUCAUGCUUACUCUUAACUUGAGAUGAAUAUGAUAAAGAUUUUACUUUGACUAAAGAUAUUACUAUAGUAGUAUAUAUAUAAUUUUGUAAGAUUGAACUAAUGAGUUAAUAAAUUUUUCCAAAAUUGAAAUGAAUGAGCAACAAGUGAAAAAAGAAAAAUCAAUGGUUUUAUAAACAUUUUGAAGUUGAGUUGGAUUACUGAGAAUUAAAAAAAAAAAGUGAAAAAGGAAUAACGUAUGGAAGAAGCAGUUGUGAGUCAUUUGGAUGGCAAACCAUAUUCACACUGUGGACAGAACAAAAAGAAGAGAGUGAAUGACAUAUAAGAGUCUUUGGCGUACGUCCUUAAGAAUUAAGAUAGAUUAAUAGAGAUGGUUUCACUUUUGAAAUUUGGAAAAGGCUUGUUCAAAGGAGAAACAAGUUAGACCAAAUAACAAUGCAAUUCGCCCUUCUUAAAUUACACACAACUCUCUCUCUCUCUCUUUCAGGGCAAACAUGCCAGGUUUUUGCUUCUUCCUCUUUCUGUUGCUGGCAUCACACAUCACAACCUCACACUCCGCAGACACGUUAACCUCAUCGCAAAUCCUCGGAACCAACGAAACCCUCGUAUCACCAAACCAAGUCUUCGCUCUAUGCUUCUUCCCAGGCACCAACUCCACCUGGUACUUGGGCAUACGCUACAACAACAUCAAGGACUCAACCGUCGUGUGGGUGGCCAACAGAGACAACCCUCUCCAGAACUCCACAGGGUUCCUCAAAAUCGGAGACAGCGGAAACAUGCUUCUCACGGAUUCAUCAAAGAAGGCCGUUUGGUCCUCCAACGAAACCAAAGCCAAAAACCCUAUGCUUCAGCUCUUGAACACAGGAAACCUAGUUCUGAGAGAAGAAAACAUAACCGACCCCACAAAAUAUGUCUGGCAAAGCUUCGAUUACCCAACGGACACGCUCCUACCCGGCAUGAAGAUGGGGUGGAACCUGGACACGGGCGUGGAGAAACACUUAACAUCGUGGACAACCACAGGGAGAGACCCUUCAAGCGGAGAUGUUUCUUUCAAGAUAGAGACACGUGGAGUACCAGAAAUCUUCUUGAGAAAAGACAACAACAUAACAUACAGAAGCGGACCCUGGAAUGGUGAGAGAUUCAGCGGGGUGCCAGAGAUGGAACCCGACACAGAUUCCAUAACAUUUAAUUUUUCGUACGAUAAACACGGUGUCUACUAUUCUUUCUCCAUUGGGAACCCUUCGAUUUUGUCGAGGUUGGUAGUGACUUGGGAUGGGCAACUUGAGCGUCUGACGUGGGUGCCGAGUAGUGGGACGUGGACCACGUUUUGGUUCGCGCCCAAGGAUCAGUGUGAUGAUUACAGAGCGUGCGGUCCUAACGGCGUGUGCGACUCGAACGCUUCGCCGGUUUGCACGUGCGUGAGGGGGUUCAAGCCGAGGAAUGUGGCGGCGUGGAGCUUGAGAGAUGGGUCUGAUGGGUGUGUGAGGGAGACGGAGUUGGAUUGCGGGAGUGAUGGGUUUGUGAAGGUUGAGAACGUGAAGUUGCCGGAGACGAGUAAUGUGUUUGCGAAUAGGAGCAUGAGCUUAAGGGAGUGUCAGAGUUUGUGCCGCAGGAAUUGUUCUUGCAUGGGUUAUGCUAACAUCGAGGUUAGUGAGGGAGGACGAGGGUGCGUCAUGUGGCCCGGUCAACUCUUCGACAUUCGAAAGUAUCCUGCUGGUGGACAAGAUUUGUAUGUCAGAUUAGCAGCUUCUGAUCUAGAUGACGUAGGAUCUGCAGGUGGCUCUCAGUCUCACAAGACAAGCCAUGUAGGUGAGGCUGUAGGAAUUACAAUUUCUGCAGCAGUAAUAAUUUUGGGAUUGGUUCUCAUUUUCUGGAAAAGGAGGAAACUGUUAAGUACAUCAAAUGUGAAGACAGCCCCCAGAGGUUCUUUCCAUAGAAGUCGGGAUUUGCUAACGAGUGAAGGGAUGUUUUCAACUAAUAGAGAAAACUCGGGAGAAAGGAGCAUGAAUGACAUAGAGUUGCCGAUGUUUGAUUUUAAUACCAUAACAAUGGCCACAAACAACUUCUCCGAAGAAAAUAAACUUGGACAAGGAGGCUUUGGUAUUGUUUACAGGGGUAGGUUGAUGGAAGGCCAAGAUAUUGCUGUGAAGAGACUAUCUAAAAACUCGGGGCAAGGAGUUGAUGAAUUUAAGAAUGAGGUCAAGUUAAUUGUCAGGCUUCAACAUAGAAAUCUUGUUCGGCUCUUUGGUUGCUGCGUUGAGAUGGAUGAGAAGUUGCUAGUUUAUGAGUACAUGGAAAAUAGAAGUCUUGAUUCCAUUUUGUUUGACAAAGCCAGAAAACCCACACUGGACUGGAAAAGACGCUUCAACAUUAUAUGUGGCAUAGCUAGAGGGCUACUUUAUCUGCACCAUGAUUCCAGAUUCAGGAUUAUACAUAGGGAUCUCAAGGCAAGCAACAUUCUACUUGACAGUGAAAUGAACCCAAAGAUAUCAGACUUUGGGAUGGCUAGACUUUUUGCCUCAAACCAGACAGAAGCAAACACAUUGAGAGUUGUUGGAACAUAUGGCUAUAUGUCUCCUGAAUAUGCCAUGGAUGGGAACUUCUCAGUGAAAUCUGAUGUUUUUAGUUUUGGAGUUCUAGUGCUGGAAAUUAUAACGGGAAAGAAAAACAGAGGAUUCUAUUACGCAAACGAUGAUAUGAAUCUUCUAGGGAAUGCAUGGAGGAAGUGGAGAGAUGGCAGUGCAUUGGAACUCAUUGAUUCAUCAAUUGGCGAUUCAUAUUCACCAUCUGAAGUUCUUAGAUGCAUACACGUUGGGCUCUUGUGUGUCCAAGAACGUGCAGAAGAUAGGCCAACAAUGCCUUCAGUGAUGUUGAUGCUGAGUAGUGAAUCUGCAUUAAUGCCACAACCAAGAAACCCUGGGUUUUCCAUAGGGAAGAAUCCUGCGGAAACUGAUUCUUCUUCAAGUAAGCAAGAUGAAUGGAGUGUGAACCAAGUCACAGUCACAUUGCUAGAUGCUAGGUAGUCAAAGAAGCAUGACAUCACCUAACAUGUUUGUAUAUUCCUUGAAACAUAAACAAUGUUCUGUAAAUCUUCCUUCCUCUGAUAGUUGCGGCCCCUUUGAGAUCUACUUUGAUCUUGUUUUGUUGUAAUAUGUAAGAGAUACCUUCAGUGAAGAACAUGCUUCUUAGUUUAAAGCUUGAAGCUACUUUCUGCCGUCAA
Cajanus cajan (pigeon pea) is the source of this 3367-nucleotide messenger RNA. Its product is annotated as receptor-like serine/threonine-protein kinase SD1-8. Gene Ontology annotation, biological process: protein phosphorylation; recognition of pollen. The record is from RefSeq and is a predicted model, not a curated record. Gene Ontology annotation, cellular component: plasma membrane. NCBI's taxonomy places the organism in Eukaryota, Viridiplantae, Streptophyta, Magnoliopsida, Fabales, Fabaceae. Gene Ontology annotation, molecular function: ATP binding; protein serine/threonine kinase activity.